Molecule: messenger RNA, 3222 nt
Organism: Cutaneotrichosporon cavernicola
Lineage: Eukaryota; Fungi; Basidiomycota; Tremellomycetes; Trichosporonales; Trichosporonaceae
Gene: NAM7
Exons: 10
Coding region: 1-3222 (1073 amino acids)
Biological process (GO): nuclear-transcribed mRNA catabolic process, nonsense-mediated decay
Cellular component (GO): cytoplasm
Molecular function (GO): RNA binding; ATP hydrolysis activity; ATP binding
Source: RefSeq, a predicted model, not a curated record
AUGGACCCCUUCACAACCUUUGAAGGCGCGUCGCAGUACGGCGUCGAUCACGAUGACACGACGUCAAUGUACUCGGCUGCGCCGAGCAACCUCACUGAGCAGGUCCUUGUGCCUCCCCCGCGUACUGGACUCGAGCGGGGUCUCGACGCCAUGUCUCUCAGCUCGCACGUCCACUCCAGCGCCAUGAUGGACUACUAUGACGGCGGCGACGAAUUCCGUGAGGAAGAGCCGUUCGGUUACGGUAUCGACCACGCGUGCAGUUACUGCGGUAUCCACAACCCGCAGUGUGUCGUCAAGUGCCUCCACUGCAACAAGUGGUUCUGCAACUCGCGCGGCAACACGUCAGCGUCGCAUAUCGUCAACCACUUAGUUAAGGCAAAGCACAAGGAGGUCAUCCUCCACAAGGACAGCGCGCUCGGCGAGACCACCCCGGAGUGCUACAACUGCGGAGGCAAGAAUGUCUUCCUUCUCGGCUUCAUCCCCGCGAAGAGCGACACCGUCGUCGUCCUCCUGUGUCGCCAGCCGUGCGCGUCACUCACCAACUCGCGCGACAUAAACUGGGACACGUCGCAGUGGUCAGCGAUCAUCCACGAUCGUUCCUUCCUUUCGUGGCUCGUCAAGGUGCCAUCCGAGGCUGAGCAGCUGCGCGCGCGCCAGAUCCCCAUGUCUCAAAUCGCCAAGCUCGAAGAGAUGUGGCGCGAAAACCCUAACGCCUGCCUCGAGGACGCAGAAGCCCAGCCCGGCGAGGAAGAGAUGCAACCCAUCCUUCUUAGAUAUGAGGACGCAUACCAGUACCAGAACAUCUUUGGCCCUCUCGUCAAGAUCGAGGCCGAUUACGAUAAGCGCAUGAAGGAGUCUCAGGGCGAGAACGACAUCACCGUCCGCUGGGACAUGGGUCUUAACCAGAAGCGCCUUGCGUGGUUCUGCAUGCCCAAGCUCGAGAGUGGCGAAGUGCGCCUCGCGGUCGGCGACGAGCUCCGUCUCCGCCUCCUUGGUGCAAACAUCAAGGGCUGGUCGACCGUGGCCACGUCUGGCAACAUGUGGGAGGGCAUUGGCAGUGUCAUCAAGGUCCCAAACAAUAUGAACGACGAGAUCUGCCUCGAGCUCCGCCGGUCGGACAGCGUGCCGAUUGACUGCACACACGGGUUCGCCGUCGACUUUGUGUGGAAGGCCACCAGCUUUGACCGCAUGCAGGCGGCGAUGCGGACGUUUGCCAUCGACGAGAAGAGUGUGUCGGGCUACAUCUACCACAAGCUCCUUGGCCACGAGCUCGAGCCACAGGUCCUCCGGACUCUGAUGCCUAAGCGCUUCACCGCUCCCAACCUCCCCGAGCUUAACCACUCGCAGAUGGCUGCCGUCAAGGCUGUGCUGCAGAAGCCGUUGAGCUUAAUCCAGGGUCCGCCUGGUACUGGUAAGACAGUCACGUCGGCGUCGAUCGUCUACCACCUUGCCAAGAUGAACCCUGGCCAGGUCCUCGUCUGUGCGCCGUCCAACGUCGCCGUCGACCACCUCUGUGAGAAGAUCCACCAGACUGGCCUCAAGGUUGUGCGUCUCGCCGCCAAAUCGCGUGAAGCGCUCGACUCGUCUGUCGCCUUCCUCGCUCUGCACAACCAGGUCGCGAACAACGACACACGUCCUGAGCUCCAGAAGCUCAUUCAGCUGAGGAACGACCAGGGCGAGCUGAGCCAGAGCGAUGAGAGGAAGUACAAGUCGCUCGUACGCGCCUGCGAGCGCGACAUCCUCAACGCGGCCGACGUCAUCUGCACAACCUGUGUUGGUGCUGGCGACCCUCGCUUGGCCAAGUACAAGUUCCGCACCGUACUUAUCGACGAGGCGACUCAGGCUGCCGAGCCUGAGUGCAUGAUCCCCCUUGUCAUGGGCUGCAAGCAGGCUGUGCUUGUCGGUGACCACCAGCAGUUGGGUCCCGUCAUUAUGAACAAGAAGGCUGCGCGUGCCGGCCUCUCGCAGAGUCUCUUCGAGCGCCUCGUCAUUCUCGGCAACCGCCCCAUCCGCCUGCAGGUGCAGUACCGCAUGCACCCCUGCCUCUCAGAGUUCCCCUCCAACAUGUUCUACGAGGGCACUCUGCAGAACGGUGUCACCGCACCCGAGCGUCUCCGCAAGAACGUCGACUUCCCUUGGCCCGUCACUGACACGCCCAUGUUCUUCCACAGCAACAUGGGCACUGAGGAGAUUUCUUCAAGCGGUACCUCAUUCCUCAACCGUACCGAGGCGUCCAACGUCGAGAAGAUGGUUACCAAGUUCUUCAAGUCGGGUGUUCUCCCUGCGCAGAUCGGUGUCAUCACGCCGUACGAGGGCCAGCGCUCGUACAUCGCCUCGUACAUGCAACUCCACGGCUCACUCAAGAAGGACCUCUACAAAGAGGUUGAGGUUGCCUCGGUCGACGCUUUCCAGGGCCGCGAGAAGGAUUACAUUAUUCUCUCGUGUGUCCGCUCCAACGAGCACCAGGGCAUCGGUUUCCUCAACGACCCGCGGCGUCUCAACGUCGCCCUCACGCGUGCCAAGUACGGCCUGGUCAUUCUAGGCAACCCCAAGAUCCUUAGCAAGCACCCGCUCUGGCUCUACCUCCUGACGCAUUUCAAGGACAAGUCGUGCUUCGUCGAGGGCCCGCUCAGCAACAUGCAGCCGUGCAUGAUGCAGUUCAGCAAGCCCAAGAAGACGCUGUCGAGCUCGAUGAACCAGUACCGCCGCUUCGAGACGUCCGCGAACGAGUACAUUGAGAAGGCAUCUGCCCAGCGCAACGCUGCGGCCGCUCAGCCCAGCCGCUUCGAUCCGGCGUACUACCGCACGCACGAUGCGAUCACGUACGUGUCGCCCGACGCGCAGUCGGUGGUGUCGCAGGCGUUCCCCAUCUCGGCGAUGGGCGCAGGAGGCAAAAAAAUGACGUACACGGGUUACGCGUCGUCUGUCAUCUCUCAGCAGCCGGCCGAGUCGACGGUGGACAACCCUCACGCGCUCGCGCCCAUGUCGUCGCGUGCAUCGAGCAUUGCGUUCUCGCAGUACGACCGCUUGCCGCCUGGACCUGCGCUCAACAGUGGCAACCUCGGUGCCAUCGGGGACAAGAAGGGCCUCGGUCCGCGCAAGCUGUCCAUCGGCUCUGUCACGCCGUCGGAUGCCAUUUCGUCGUACGCGUUCGGCUACAAGGCCGGCGACGACGACACGCAGUCCAUUGCCCCUAGCCAGGCCGGCGUGACUGACUUCUAG